AAAUAUUGAAUAUUGAGUGGCGUUAGUCAAAAGGCAUGAAUGAAGUGAAAGCGCAGGUGCAACGACGCGGGAAAGGAAUCAAUCAUUCUUUCAACUCUCACCCAACACCUUCAUCAUCGCCUUCUCUUUGCAGUACAUGUUCUGAGUGACCACCUUUACUUGGCUAAUCAACAAACAAUGUAUCCAAAGGUGAAGAAGUUAAGACAGGAACAACUUAAGGUUCAAAAAGAUGAAUACGAUGAUGUACGAGACCUUGGUUUGAAAGCUUUCCUCUCUUUAUCCUUCCAUUCUCCCACUUCUCCCGUAAAAGACCACAAAGUUGUUUCUAUGCCAUUUAUUGUCAAAGUACCGAAGUGUUAUGUGCCACAAGUACCAAUUCCACGAGUACCUGUGACCGAUGAUUUUGGUGACUGCAGUUUUGCAUCCGAUUCUUCAGGAUCUGCAGGACCAGAGAAGGAUGGAGAUACUGAUAAUGAGAGUAAAGUAAAUAUUAGAUCCGACUUCAUUCCACGAGUAUCUGUAACUGAAGAUUUUGAGGACUUCAGUUUGAUAUCCAAUUUGUCAGGACCAGGGGGACUAGAGAAGGACGGAAAAUCCGAGAAGGAUGGCAAUAGUGAUGAUGAGAAUAAAGUAAACAUUAGAGCUAGUUCAAUUCAACGCCCUCGUGCUGUCGUUUCUAGUCCUGAAAAUGACAUAUUGAUCGGGAACCGAAACAAGAUAGGAAAUGGAAGACAAUCUGCUUUGAAGAACAGAACUGUUUUGCCAAAUAGACAUUCACAAGCUCAAUGUAAAGUGAAAUCACACGACACUACUGAUAUUCCUCCCGAUUCAAGAAAAUGCGCAGAGCCUAAGUCUAAAGAUAAAAUUGAUCCUGUAGGAAAGAAAAAGGUGCAUAAAGGUAGCAUCAAAACUGAAAGUUUACACAGGCACUGGAAGUUUUAGUUUUCUUCUUUAUAAUUUAGGAGCACGACAAGCUACCAAUUGGUAGCAAAAAUAUAUUAAGAUCUUUAUCUAGGAUUAGUUUCUCUCCCAAGGAAAAAGAAAUUAAAGAAUAAUAAUAUAGUGCAUAUUUAAUAAUUCAGCACCAGUUUGCAAUGUUUACUUGUGUGGAUAUAAGAUUUUUAAGCAACAAGCCAAUGCCUGAGCUAUUAUAUACUUUCUUUUUCUUUUGCUUCAUAUAUGAUUGUUUUUCUCUCUGUAAGAUUGAUUUAGGAAAAAGAAUUCGAUGUCUGGUAUCUUAUAUAUCAGUGCUUCAUGGUAAGCCAUGUGUAUAAGAUGAAUAUCUUGUUAUGUGUAUGUGUAUAUUAAGGGACUGUUUAACUAAUUCUACAA
Cicer arietinum (chickpea) is the source of this 1332-nucleotide messenger RNA. RefSeq lists its product as uncharacterized. NCBI's taxonomy places the organism in Eukaryota, Viridiplantae, Streptophyta, Magnoliopsida, Fabales, Fabaceae. The record is from RefSeq and is a predicted model, not a curated record.